Messenger RNA from Ornithorhynchus anatinus (platypus), 10856 nucleotides. RefSeq names its product WNK lysine deficient protein kinase 1 (gene WNK1). Gene Ontology annotation, molecular function: potassium channel inhibitor activity; ATP binding; chloride channel inhibitor activity. Gene Ontology annotation, biological process: negative regulation of sodium ion transport; positive regulation of sodium ion transmembrane transporter activity; monoatomic ion homeostasis. Gene Ontology annotation, cellular component: cytosol; cytoplasm. The record is from RefSeq and is a predicted model, not a curated record. Lineage: Eukaryota; Metazoa; Chordata; Mammalia; Monotremata; Ornithorhynchidae.
GGGGCCGGGUGGAGGCCGGCGUUGCCGUCGCCAUUUAGCGCGGAGCCUUGGGCGGGCGUCGCUCCCGCCUGCUGACAGCAGCAGGGGGAGAAGAAGAACAAGAAGAAGGAGGAGGAGAAGAACAAGAAGGAGAAGAACAAGGAGGAGAAGGAGGAGGUGCCUUCUUCUUCUUCUUCCUCAGGGUCGGUGAAGGCGCAGCCCUCGUCGUCCCCGUCCACGUCGACGGGACUGAGGAGAAAAGGCGGGGAGAAGAGGAGCGGCCGGUCCUUCCCCCCACCCCCGUCCUCCUUCUCAGCGACGGGAGAGAGGAGGGGAAGGAAGGCCAGGGAGCCGGCUUUCCCGCCUGCGGCCAUGGGGGCCGUGUGAGGGCAACGGUGGGGGUCGGGGCCUAGCCCGCCUCAGGACCGGCCGCCGCACCAUGGACGCUUGGCGGGAGCCGCCCCCGCCGGUGGUGGUGGUGGUGGUGGAGGGGUGACCCCCGCGGCGGCCCAGCAUGUCGGCGGGCCCGUCGGGCCCCCCGGGCCUCCUGCCGCCCCCCGCCAAGAACGGGUCGAGCUCGUCCCGCUCGGUGGGGGAGGAGCUGUCGCCGGGCCCGGAGGACGACGAGCCGCCGCCGCAGCCCUACCGGCGCCGCCGACACACCAUGGACAAGGACCGGCGCGGGGCCGCCACCCCGGAGCACCGCUUUUUCCGCCGGAGCGUCAUCUGCGACUCCAAUGUCACCGCCCUGGAGCUGCCCGGGCUGAGCCCCGCCGCCGCCGCCGCCGCCGCCAGGCCCCCGGCCCCGAAGCCCGGGCCGCCGCCGCCGCCCUCCUCCUCCUCCUCCUCCGCCUCGUCGUCCUCGUCGUCCGCCCGGGCGGCCCCGACCUCCCCCCCCGGUCCCGGGGCGGGGACGGCGGCGGCGGCGGCCCGGGAGGUGGAGGAGCGCAGCCGGCAGCAGGACGACAACGAGGAGCUGGAGACCAAGGCCGUGGGCUUCUCCAACGACGGGCGCUUCCUCAAGUUCGACAUCGAGAUCGGACGCGGCUCCUUCAAGACCGUCUACCGGGGGCUGGACACCGAGACCACCGUGGAGGUGGCCUGGUGCGAGCUGCAGGAUCGGAAGUUGACCAAGUCAGAGCGACAGAGAUUUAAAGAGGAGGCCGAAAUGCUGAAGGGGCUUCAGCAUCCCAAUAUCGUUCGAUUCUACGAUUCCUGGGAGUCUACGGUAAAAGGGAAGAAGUGUAUCGUUCUGGUGACCGAACUUAUGACAUCCGGAACCCUUAAAACGUACCUGAAGCGGUUUAAAGUGAUGAAGAUCAAAGUUCUGCGUAGUUGGUGCCGGCAGAUCCUGAAAGGGCUGCAGUUCCUCCACACGCGCACUCCACCCAUCAUCCAUCGGGACCUCAAGUGCGAUAACAUCUUCAUCACCGGCCCUACCGGUUCCGUCAAGAUUGGCGACCUGGGCCUGGCCACCCUCAAGAGGGCAUCUUUUGCCAAGAGUGUCAUAGGUACCCCAGAGUUCAUGGCCCCUGAGAUGUAUGAGGAGAAAUAUGAUGAAUCCGUUGACGUUUAUGCUUUCGGGAUGUGCAUGCUUGAGAUGGCCACAUCUGAAUACCCUUAUUCGGAGUGUCAGAAUGCCGCACAGAUCUACAGGAGAGUAACCAGCGGGGUGAAGCCGGCCAGCUUUGACAAAGUAGCAAUUCCCGAAGUGAAGGAAAUCAUCGAGGGAUGCAUCCGUCAAAACAAAGACGAAAGAUAUGCUAUCAAGGACCUUUUGAACCACGCCUUCUUCCAGGAGGAGACGGGUGUGCGGGUGGAACUAGCAGAAGAAGAUGACGGGGAGAAGAUUGCCAUUAAACUGUGGUUACGCAUUGAAGACAUUAAGAAGCUGAAGGGCAAAUACAAAGACAAUGAGGCUAUCGAGUUUUCCUUUGACUUGGAGCGAGAUGUCCCGGAAGAUGUAGCCCAAGAAAUGGUGGAGUCAGGUUACGUCUGUGAAGGAGACCACAAGACCAUGGCCAAAGCCAUCAAGGACCGGGUGUCACUGAUCAAGCGGAAACGGGAGCAGAGGCAGCUGGUUAGGGAGGAGCAGGAAAAGAGGAAGCAGGAAGAGAUCACUCUGAAAGGGCAAGGGGAGCCCCAGGGAGGGCUCUCCCAGGCAGGGAGCAAACCUCUUCCCUCCGCCACCGGCCCCGCCACGACUUCUACCACGUCCGCUUCCGUUUCCACCCAAGUGGAGCCGGAAGAACCCGAGGCGGAUCAGCACCAACAGCUACAGUACCAGCAGCCCAGCGUAUCCAUUUUGUCUGACAGGACGGCGGACAGUGGCCAGGGCUCUUCGGUGUACACGGAGUCACGAGUGAGCAGCCAGCAGACGGUGUCGUUCGGUUCCCAGCAUGAACAGGGGCUGUCGGCGGGCGGACCCCCGCCCCCCGGGUACACCGCAUCGGGUGGUCAAGCGCCGCCCCAGCCGCACGGAGGUUACCCACCAUCCUCAGUGCCUCAGUCCGUGGUGCGCCCCCGUGGGGUGACCUCGACACCCCCAGACUCCCAGCUCGGUUUCCCCGCCAUUCGCGAGCGUCCAGUCUCUUUCUCGCCACCUCCCAGCUGCCCGCCGAAGGUGGCCGUUUCCCAGCGACGCAAGAGCACCUCCUUCUUGGAAGCCCAGGCCCGCCACUUCGCGGCCCCGGCCCGCCCGGCGGGGCCGAGCCUCCUGCUCCCCCCCGGUCCCUGGACCCCUGAGGCCGCAGAGCCCCCCGAGGCGCCGGCCCCGGCUUACGCCGAACGCAGACCGGGGCCCUCGACGUGGGAGGAGGCCCACUACCGGCUGCCGCAGGAGGCGGUGUAUCUCACCGGGCUGCGCUACCCGGCCCAGGUGGCGGAGCUGUACGAGGCCCCCGGCCCCCAGGGCUGGGGCCCUCCCGACCAGAGCCCGGCCCUCGGGGUUCCCCCCGCCGGCUCCGUGUUCGAAUUCCCGGUGGGGCAGGCCUUCCUGGUGGGACACCUUCAGAGCCUGAGGCUGGAGCCCGGGGGAAGCCCCGGGUCUCCCGGGCCCGGGGGGUCCGCGCCCCCGACGGCCGACGCCGCCCGCGUGAAGCUCCACCCGGUGUUCGUCCCCCACUCGGCGCCCGCCGUGCUGACCCACAGCGGGGAGGGUCGGACCAGCUGCGUGUUCGAGUUCCACGUGCACCCCCCGGCGGGGGCCGCCCCGGGCGACGGCGGCGGGGCCGCGGCCCAGAGGGUCUACCGAAGCCGCUGGGGCUCCGCGGACCUGGGGCAGGAGGAGCCGGCGGGGGCCCUCGGCCGCCUUCAGCCCGUGACGGAGGAGCAGCAGCACGGCUACCCCGACCCGGAGAGCCUCAGACCCGGCCGGCCCCUGGGGAGCCCCGAGUACUCCAGCGACUCCUCCCAGAUGACCUCCUCCGACACCGGGGACUAUCAGUCGCCCCCGCCCUACGGGGGCCCAUCGGCCCAGUUCUUCCCCGACUUCCCGGUGCCUUACAUCCACCUGCCUCCGGCCCUGUUGCAGGAAUCCCCGCUUUUCGUCUGUUUCCCCCAGGGAGCAACGGCGCAGCAGGCCUUGUCUUCCUCAUUCCCGUCGGCGGGAGGAUCUGCGUUCUACCCUCAGGUUACAGGACCUUCUCUUCCUGGAUGCUCCCCCACUCCCCAACCCCCUAACCUGCUCCCGUGCUGUUUGGGUUUGUUCUUCGGGAACAUGCAGAUCCGCACCCUCGUGCCUGAAUUAGGGCCGUUGUUUACAGCCCAGGGCCAGAGUCAGGGCCAGCCAGCUGCAGGUGGCCUAGCGGGCAUCCCCAUCUCCCAGACCACCGCCCAGCAUGCGCCCCAGCCACAGGGAGUUCAACAGGCCGCUCCCCCUCCUUCCCAGACGGGGCAGUACCCGCUGCAGCAACCGCCGGCGUCCAGUACGGCCACCACGGUGCAGCUCGGGCCUCCACCCCAGGGGGCGCAGACGUCGGCCGGGAAUCAGCUUCCUGUUUCCCAGCCAGUACCAACCAUCCAAGGCGAUCCUCAGAUACCAGUGGCCGCGCCCGCCCUCCCCCACCCCUCAGUGGCCCCCGGCCUCUCCGGGACGCACUUCCUCCCCCUGGGGCAACCCCUCCCGGCUCCCUUAGCCCCCCAAUUCUCCGUGCCUCAACUGCCGUUACCGGUCCCUCAGGUGACCACGGCCCAGACGGGGUUCUCCCCGCUACCCGGGCCCGUGGCGGCCGGAGUUCACCAGCCUCUGCUCCAGCUGGCCCCGUCCGCGGCCGCUGGGUCGGUGGGCUCGACGGUGGUCCCCAGCCACGUGCCCACCCUCCUGCAGCCCGGGAUGCAGCUGCCGAGCCAGGUGGUCCCCCAGCUCCUGCAGCCCGUGGGAAUUCCGGCCCACCUCGGGCAAGCUGCCAAAGCACCUCUUCCCCCUGGAGAUACUCUGUAUCAGGGCUUCUCGCCUCGACUGCCACCUCAGUACCCCAGAGACGCAAACGCCGCUCCCUCCCCCGCCGGGGCUUCUGUGUGCAUCCCUUCCGCCGUCCUCUCCCCUCCUUUACCCCCCGAGGCCGGGGCCGCCCCCGGCUACCUUUCCUCCGGGGUGCAGCCUUACGUGGACGCGAGCCUCUCGGCCCCCCUGGGCAGCCUAGGAGGGCAGGGACAAGUGCCCCAGCCAGCACUGAGCGUAGCAACACCAACCCCUACUCCGUCCCCCCAGCAAGCAACCUCGGAGAGCGUUCCGGUCCUCCCCCAGCCCGCGCCUCCAGAGGUGGCAGCGGUCACCCAGGCGCAGCCCGGCCCGACCACCACGCUGGUCUCUUCUAUAGACAGCGCACAUUCGGACGUCGCUUCCGGGAUGAGCGAUGGGAACGAGAACGUCCCAUCAGCCAGCGGGAGGCACGAAGGGAGGACCGCCAAGCGCCAUUACCGGCGGUCCGUCCGGAGCCGUUCACGCCACGAGAAGACCGCGCGGCCCAAGCUGAGGAUUCUCAACGUCUCCAACAAAGGAGACCGGGUGGUGGAAUGCCAGCUGGAGACGCACAAUCGGAAAAUGGUCACUUUCAAAUUUGACCUGGACGGCGAUAACCCCGAGGAGAUCGCAUCCAUCAUGGUGAAUAACGAUUUCAUCCUGGCCACGGAGAGGGACUCGUUCGUGGAUCAGGUCCGAGAAAUCAUCGAGAAAGCCGACGAGAUGCUCAGUGAAGACGUUAGUGCGGAACCAGAGGGGGAGCAGGGUCUGGAGGGCCUGCAGGGAAAGGAUGACUACGGCUUCUCGGCCUCCCAGAAAUUGGAGGGAGAAUUCAAACAGCCAAAUCAGACGUUGUCGAUGCCCCAGCGGAUAGGCGUCCCAGCCAACUCUUUAACCCAAGUUGUCCAUUCCGCGGGAAGACGGUUCAUCGUCAGCCCCGUGCCCGAGAGUCGGUUACGAGAACCCAAGUAUUUCACGAUGGCGGGAGCCGCUCCCGGAGAAGCCUCCGACCCGGCUGCCGCUUCUUCGUCCCACGGCCCCGGGAUGAACCUGUCUCACUCGGCUUCAUCCCUCAGCCUGCAGCAGGCUUUCUCGGAGAUCCGCCACGGCCAGCUGGCCGAGGGACCCAGCACCGCUCCCCCAAACUUUAGCCUCGCCGGGCCGGCCUUCCCCGCCGGGCCCCCCGCCGUGACCAGCGCAGCCGGGGCCCCGCCUCCGGGAGCGGCGGUCUCCGGGCCUCCGGCCUCCGGCCCCGCCACCGGAAGUCCGUUCGGCAGGAUUCCCGUGCCGAUCAUCCAGUCCGCGGUCACCGUGCCCACCGAAAAGGGGGCGACCGGAGCGGCCCCCGUCUGUCUCGCUGGGCAGCCGCCGGCGGUCACUAGCGUGGCCACCUCUAUCAGGGUCUCCGACGCGGCCCCGUUACCUCCAGGUCCCAGGCGGUCCCGACGGCCCCUCCUGGGGCGACGGUCCCCGCCCCAUUGGCACCCCCCCGUCGCGGGGUCGGCUGUCCCUCCGGUCCCCGGAGCGGGCGGCGCUCCCGCCCCGGCAGCCGUCCCCCCGGCCGUGACGUCUCAGCCCGUCCAGCCGGCUGUGGGCGGAGCUUCCUCCGCGCUCCCCGGCCCGAGCCCGGCUCCCCAGCCCCCGGCUCUGCUCAGCAACAGCUGCUCGGCCCCAAGCCUGGCGGAGACGGUGGUGGUCAGCGCCCUGCACCCCCGGCCCGAGUGCACCCACUCUCUGGACAGGGCCCCGGCUGGCCCCGUGCCGGGCUUGUCCCUGUCUCUCUCGGCUCCGUCCUCUUCCGUGGGGGCGUUGGGGGUCCACCCGCUGCUCAUCUCCUCGGCCGUGGCCUCCACCCCCGUCCUGCCCCAGGCAGCCGGGGCCCUGUCCACGCCUCUGCCGGCCCAGGGCCCGCUUGCCGGCCUCCCGCCCCUGGCUCAGCCCGUGGCCAACGUGCCGGCCGUGCAGCAGACACUGGUCCACGGUCAGCCCCAGCCAGCCCCUCUCCCCAACCAGCCGCACAGCCACCCCGAGAUGGACCCCGAGGCCCAGCCCAAAGCCCCGGGAAUCGACGACAUUAAGACCCUGGAGGAAAAACUGCGCUCCCUCUUCAGCGAGCACAGCUCGGCCGGCGCCCCGCAUGCCUCCGUCUCCCUGGAGACGUCCCUGGUCAUGGAGACCCCCGUGACGCCCGGCGUGCCCACCACCGCCAUCGCCCCCAGCAAGCUCCUGACCUCCACCACGAGCACCUGCCUGCCGCCCGCCAGCCUGCCUCUGGGACCGACCGGCCUCCCGGGGGUCACGCCCGCCGCCACGCCCGGCCAGGCCGCCACUCCCAUCAGCUACGUCCCGGCGCCGGUCAGCCUGUCAGCAGGGGCCAAGCCGGGCACGCCGCCCUCGAAGCCACCCCUCGCCAGGGUCCCGGUGCUGCCAGUAGGUACCGAACCUCCAGCUGGUACCCCACCCAGCGAGCAGCUGCCGCCUUUUCCGGGACCUUCACUAACUCAGUCCCAGCAGCCUCUGGAAGACCUGGAUGCUCAGUUGAGACGAACCCUCAGUCCGGAGACCGUCCCGGUGGCCCCCGGUCCUGUGGCGCCCACGCCAGCGGUGACUUCUGCGCCGGCGCCCGUGGCCGUCCAGACGGCAACGCCGCCUCAGAGAGACGCUGCCUCGGCCCUUCCCGGCCCGGAGAAAAGCAGCGGCGGAAGCACCUGUCCAGGGGCCGGAGUCCUCAAGAUGGGCCGCUUUCAGGUCUCCGUGGCGGCAGACGACAGCCUGGCAAGGGACGGGAGCAAGUCGGAAGAAGCCAAGUCCGUGCGCUUCGAGUCCAGCACGUCCGAGUCCUCCGUCCUGUCCAGCGGUAGCAGCGGCGGCGCCAGCAGCCCGGAGAGUACCCUGCUGAAGCAGGGACCGGGCCGGACGGUCCGAGGGGACGCCGUGGACGGUCCCGCCGGCCGGCAGUCGCCGCCGGACGCCGGGCAGCCCACCAAGGUCGGGCGCUUCCAGGUGACGCCGACGGCAGAUCACCGAGUGGGCCGCUUUUCGGUGUCAAGGACUCAGGCCGGGGAGGCCGGGGAGCGAGAGGCGCCGGGGACGGCCGCGGACAGGGAGCCGGCCACCCCGACCGCCAAGAGGGCGCCGCCGGACCCGGCCCACCUGAACGGGCCAUCUUAUGACCUGGAGGCGGCCUUCCUGGCCCGGGGGCUGGGCGAGGAUUCGGAGAGCCCGCGCUCGCCCCGCCAGCUGGCCUCCAAGGGCGGCCUCCCCAUCCCGGGCCUCAGCCAGAGCCUGACCAAUUCGCUCAACUCAUCCUACAUGAGCAGCGACAACGAGUCCGACAUCGAGGACGAAGACUUGAGGUCGGAGCUGCGCCGGCUCAGGGAGAAGCACCUUAAAGAGAUCCAGGACCUGCAGAGCCGGCAGAAGCAGGAAAUCGAGUGUCUGUACACCAAGCUGGGCAAGGUUCCGCCCGCGGUCAUCAUCCCCCCGGCCGCCCCGCUGUCGGGACGCAGGCGGAGGCCCACCAAGGGCAAAGGCAGCAAGUCGAGCCGUAGCAGCUCCCUGGGGAACAAGAGUCCCCAGCUGUCGGGCCACCUGUCUGCCCAGAGUGCAACGUCAGUCUUGCACCCGCAGCAGCAGGCCCUCCACCCUCCCGGCAGCGUCCCCGAGACGGGGCAGAACCAGCUGCUCCAGCCCCUAAAACCGUCUCCCUCCAGCGACAACCUCUGUUCCGCCUUCACCAGUGACGGCGCCAUUUCGGUGCCGAGCCUUUCUGCUCCCGGCCAAGGCUGCGCGAAGUUUAACUGUGCGUCCGAGCGAGUGACGUUCAAGCCUGGCAGCAGGAGGACGCGAUUUCUGAGGAAGAUGGUGAAAAAAGUCUGUCCCUGCAACCAGCUCUGUAGGACCAGCAGCACCAACACGGUCGGGGGAACGGCCCCCAGCCAGGCCCCGCCGGCCCAGGCCCCGCCCGCCGCCACGUCCGCCAACGCCGCCGCCGCCGGCCGCAAGGGCACCUUCACCGACGACCUGCAUAAGCUGGUGGACAACUGGGCCCGCGACGCCAUGAACCUGUCCGGGCGCCGGGGCAGCAAGGGACACACCGGCUACGAGGGCCCGGGCAUGGCGAGGAAGUUCUCGGCGCCGGGUCAGCUCUGCAUCUCCAACCUGGGCGGCUCGGCCCCCAUCUGCACCGCGUCAGCUACCUCUCUGGGCCACUUCGCCAAGGCCAUGGGCCCCCCGGUGCCGGCACCGCCGCAGUACGGCUUCCCGGGGGCCCCGUUCGGCGCCCAGUGGAGCGGACCCGGGGGCCCCCCGGCCCAGCCGCCCCUCAGCCAGUACCCGCCCGUGGGGACCACCUCCUUGCAGAGUUUCAACAUCGGCACCCUGCAGAAGUCCAUCAGCAACCCCCCCGGCUCCAACCUGCGGACCACCUAGCCCGGCCCCGGGGCCCCGCCGGGCCCGGAGAGCCGGGGGGACGACGGCCGGCCGGACCCGGGCCGCCUCCGGCCGGCGGGGGGACCGGCGGCGGUUCCCGCCGAGGGGGCGGCCCUCCCGGCCGCCCGCCUCCGGGGUCGGGCCGAGGGGGGACGGGAAGAGGGCGGGAGAGGGGGAGAGAGGCGGCUCCUGCCGGGGAGGGGGCGACCCUCCCCGCCCCCGCGCCCGGGGUGCCCCUGCUGUCCGCCGACACCCCCCUCCCUGCCCCGCGGGCCCCCGAACGGGCAAAGCUUAGCCCCAGCAUGAGGCUUCCGAGCUCCCCUUUUCCCACCCCCCGGCCCCGGCCCCCUCCCCUCCCCGAGCAUCCGGGCGGGCAGAGAAGCCCUGGGGGUUGGACCCGACCCGAGCGAGCGGGUGGGUCGGGGCGUUCGGGGGAGGUCGGGCGUUGCAGCCUCGCUCCAGAUAGGUCAUUACCGCUUUAAGGAAAAGAUAUUUACGGCUUGGACGGCAGCGUUAGCGAUUGAAACCGUUCUCGGAAAUCCGGCGGGUUUCCCCGCAGCCACCUCCCCGGGCCUCGGGUUUGGACGUGGAAGCACUGUGAUGUAGAAGUGGCGUCGGACGACGGUAGUUGAGACGAAGAGUGGAUUAGGAAGGGUUUGAAAACGUUCCCCCCCGUCCCCACGCCCCUCCCCAGUCACGACCCAAAGCUAGCUCUACCCUCGUACUUAUUGGAGACACUUUAACUUUUUCUUUGGUAUUUCCAUUGUAUUAGAUAAAUAAAUGUGAAUGUAAAAUUGUACAAAUUACCAAACUUGAAUACGCGUCCGUCCCCCCGCCCCUCCUCCUCUCCUCGUCCCCCCCCCUCCCCCCAACCCAGUAUUGCUUGCUGGAUAUUUUAGUGCCUUGAGCCCUGUUGCUUCUGCAGCUCGUGCCCCCUCCCCGGCAGCCCCCAGCCCGGCCGAGGGACAGCAGAGCGAGGGGGAAGCCGGGGCCUCUGUGCAAGUGUAACCGUCCCCCGACCCCGCGGGUCCGGAGAAGAGAACCGGAGAGAGCAGUUGGGGGGCGGGGAGGGGAGGAGGGGAGCGGAAGGGGCAGGAGGAGGAGGAUGCAGAUGGGCAAGUGGAAGGGGCAGGAGGGCUGACGUAGCCAAGUUGGGUGACAGGGAGCGGUCCCCUAGAUGGGGGGACCCGCGGUGGAGCAGGAGGAAGUCAAGUGUGGAUCGUUGAGAGUGCGGACGAGGCUGAGGGGGGAGGGCGGUUGUGCUUGAGGACCUGCUCCCCGUCCCAUCCCCUUUGCCCCCCGAGGAGGGCGAGAGCCGCACGGGCGGGACGCCGGGAGCUCUUCCUUUCUCCUCCGGGGCGGAGGGAGGCGGCCCGGGGGACCCCUCCCCCGACGAGGCCUUCCCUCACCUGGGGGGGGGGGGGGAGGACACCCCCUCUGGCCCCGGCCCCCCUCGCCCUUCCCUAUUUAAAAAACAAUUUCUCGCUCAGUCACGAUCCCGCAGGCAGACCAGUAUUACGCGGUUCCCGGGGCCGCCGAUCUCCCCCUCGCCCGGCAACUCGGGCCCAAGCACUCGUAUCGGAGAAGGGCCGAGGGAGCCGGGCUCCAGUCGAGGGGAGGGAGGGUCUCGGUGGCCGGACGGAGCCGACCUGCCGACGGUUGAGGGCCGAGCGGGGGGCGAUGGGAAGAGAAAAGAAAGGGGGGUGGGAAGAUCUCUCCCCCCGGCCCCAAGGCUCCCUAACCAGUGUCGGCAGCAGGGGCCGGCGGUUCGUGCUAGUGGUGGGAUCCGUCGGGAGGUCUUCUCGCUUCCAAAGUGACUCGAGAACCGGUUUUGUUUCCUGUUGAUUUCUUUAUUUUCCCUCCUGUGGAUGAAAUAACUGAAAGCCUAGAGGAAUAAACUAAUGCUACUGAACUGUUUAAAUUAUUUUGUGUUAAUAGUACACUUUGCGUAUCUUUUUCCACAUUAAAGAAACCUGUUUCUGAC